AUGGCAUUUGAAUACAAAAUUCAUCGGCCAUGCGUCGUGGCAGCUUUGCCCCGCCCUCUUGACCACACCGACGGUCGUAUUGUUGCUCGAGAGGUCUACGGUUUACGGACUGGCCAAAAGAAGAAGAAGCGUAUGGAGCUAGUUGUUCCUGCGUCGCGGCUCAUCACAUCAUAUCCCAUCCCGCCCCAAGAAUCUUUCACCUGUGCCCCGUACUCUAUACGACUGCGGCGGCCGGAUAGCGACGACGUAUAUCGGUAUACAUAUAUUGCUACGAAAGAUGCCAAGUCGUACAAAAUCACGUUGUUCAAAGAUGUCGUACAUCCAGAUGGCAAAACCACGUCCUCAACGAUUUCUCAGACCCUGCGAGCUUCCCCGAUUCACAUCACUGGUUCCUCAUCUACUACAUCGUUGUCAUCGUCAGGAAAUACAAUGGGCGAUAUUGUAGCUAUCUGUGAAGAUGGGCAGGUUGAUUAUCUGUCAGGCGAAGACCUCAACCUGCAGUGGUCUGCCCUGUCUAAGCCAGCCAUUCAAGACGUCAUUGCAGGAGCCAUUGAAAGUUUACAAGUGGAGUAUGUCUCGUCUGGAAAUGUAACCGAUUUCAGGGAAGGAAUUUUCAAAAACAGGCUCGAGAUUUUUAGCGCUUUGCCUCGAGCUCUAGAUGCUGACCCCUCACUUCUCUUCGUCGUGGUGAAAAGCGCUGCUCAAGGGAUAUCAACCCGCCACCUUUUGGUCUUGGCUGCUAUGCCAGGCGGAGCUCUUGCUGCGCCUGGCCUACAGAAGUUGAUUACUCUGGAUAUCAGUCCCCUUCCAGCCGUCUCCCUCCAAAAAAAAUCACCGAUUUACGAGGUGGACAUCCACUCGGGCUUCCUCAUGGAGCUCGCAAGCGGCGUUCUCAGUGUCUACGAUCUUACAGGUGCUAUUCCGAAAAAGAAGUCUUCCAUGCAAAUGAGGGGCACACACUCCUUUAUACGCCUCUCAAGACCAUUCCUUCUCUCAACAUCCCCAGACUCGAUGGUCUUGUAUAAUCACCAAUAUCGUUCUGUGCAUGGAAGGUCUGAUUUAGAUCUAUCUGAACUCCCACCCGACGACCAGCAAAGAAGAUCUUGUCUAUUGAUUGGGCAUUUCCGCGGUCAAGAUCUCGCUGUUGCUUUGAUUGACAAUAUGCUAGUCUCUAUUCACGUGGAGCCUCCUCAUUCCCAUGGGAAGCGACGUAAGGGAGGUCUAUUAAUCGACUCGAUUGGGCGAGGAGCAUCAUUCGAAAUGCAGGCAAAACGAUUGAGGGCCGAAUCAGUGUCAGCGGAAUUCUCCCGCCUCAUCCCUGGAAGCAUGACUGAAGAGUAUCUGGCCACGUAUCACAAAGAAAUCUUGGCAGCCAACGAAUUGCUGGCAAACAAUGCUUUAGGAAAGUGGGAAGACCUGCUACGACAAAAAUUUGGCCUGAAGAAUCAGACCGAUUCUGCCCUGGUCAAUGGAGAGACAGUCACGGGACAAUUUGAAGAUUUACCUGAGUGGGAUUGGCAAACAAAGACUGGAUCAUACCCCUCCGCUGACCGACGAUGGGUGUUGUAUGCGAUAAGCCAAGUUUUCUCGGUGGAGACAGCCUCAUCUGACGAAUCGAAGCCUGAACUACGCUUGGCUCUCCCAGAUAGCAACGUCACGACCUACCUGGUGGUUGCAGGCCACUUGACAAUCUCCAAUUUGAUAUCAGCCUUUCGCGAUGUGCUUACUGUGGAAGCCUCGGGGACCAAAGCCGUGGCCAGAGACUUGAUCCACAGCCUCACUGACGCUGACCCAUCCAUGACGCUCUUGCUGAACUACCUGCAAGCCACAAAAUUGGGGGAAGUAGAGCUGCUACUUGCAAUUAGAAGCCUUAUGCUGAGCAUGGAUUUACUCCCCGACACGAACAAGCUGAACAAGCUUAAGCUUUUGACAAAUGAGACCCUCGAAGCUGACACUCAGGAAGUGGACCUUGAUGAUCUCGAGAGACAAAUUGCCGUUACCGAGCAUUACUUGGGAGACGAGACAAGCAGCCGUUCCCGCGGGCUGACUCUGGCAUUCACAAAACUAUGGCGCAUUCCAGCCAUUGCGACAGUCAAAGCUCUUCGUGAUACAAUUCGAACUGAAGAGGUGCUGGCCUUCAUCUACAUACUGAGAGUGGAAUUGGUUCGCGGAGCCUGGACAACCCUUUACAUGGAUUGCACUAGCCUUGACUCCGAAGGCAACGACGCUCCGCCGGAUGGCGUCAUUACUCUCAUUGCAGACCUGCUGGGACGAUGCCUGGAUGCAGUCGGCGCUGGAGGAUGGUUAUUUAACGAUGCUAUGACUUGGGCGGACAAGACCGAGGCCGGCGACUUUUUGACCGCCCUGAAAUUAGAAGUCGCUGCAGCCUUGGAGGGCUUGGAGGAAGCUGUUUUACUCAACGGUAUUGUUGGCGAGGCUGUACGAUACGGGCUUACAGUAGAGAAGAACUGGGCGGCACGUCAGGUUUGGACCCCAAAGAAACCCAUCCCUUUGCACUUGGAGGGCAAAGAGUCUCGACUCCUGCCGCUUGGGUUGAAGACGAAGCUACUCCCUAGCAGAGAUAAGGUGGUAUCAGGUGGCGAGGUUGUUAAUCGCAGCUCUCGAGAAACGGGGCAUCUGAUAAGUCAGAAGGUGGAGGCUUACUCACUCGAGAGGCUGGCUAUUUGA
Messenger RNA from Metarhizium album ARSEF 1941, 2688 nucleotides. RefSeq lists its product as uncharacterized. The record is from RefSeq and is a predicted model, not a curated record. NCBI's taxonomy places the organism in Eukaryota, Fungi, Ascomycota, Sordariomycetes, Hypocreales, Clavicipitaceae. The transcript is spliced from 2 exons. The coding region runs from base 1 to 2688 and encodes 895 amino acids.